This is a messenger RNA of Ceratitis capitata (Mediterranean fruit fly), 695 nucleotides long. RefSeq lists its product as hypothetical. NCBI's taxonomy places the organism in Eukaryota, Metazoa, Arthropoda, Insecta, Diptera, Tephritidae. The record is from RefSeq and is a predicted model, not a curated record. Bases 90 to 584 code for a protein of 164 amino acids. The transcript has 2 exons.
AAAAGGCACACACUUUUUUUUUGUUUUAUUAUAAAGAAACUAUGUUUCUGCAGCCAUAACAAAAACGAACGAACAAAUUAUAAUACAAAAUGACGGUCGAGGAAAAAGAAUGUGUUAAAGUGAUAAUUAAAGAGGAACCUAUUCUUAAAACGAUCGAAUUGAAUGACAUUGGUUUUCUUGAUCAAAAGCCAGUGGUUGUCAAAUGUCCUGCCUGUGAAGUCGAAGCACUCAGUUCGGUACGUUUGGAAGCAGUUACUUGCCUGCAGCGGUUCCUCAACGUUACCAAACUGUGUAAAAAUUGGCAACGUCGCACCGAUAUCAAUCAUUAUUGCAGCAAUUGUGGUUGCUACAUUGGCCGUUAUGUACCGAUAAAUUGCAGCGAACGUUGUAUAUCACGCAGCGCACGCAAGAUGGCUGCGAGUGAUAGUAUGUCACUGAAGACACCACCGAAGGACUGUGCGGCGAAAGUGCAAAAAUCUCGUGAGAAAGUGAAAGCGAAACGCGCCGCGGCGAAAGCUGAGAAACAAGCAGCUAAAGCCACCAAUGCACCAACAACAACAGUUGUACAAGAGGAAGUCAAGUGAUGCAGUGGUAGAGGGACUAGCAGGAGAUGUUUGACUAAAUAGAAAAAAUUAUAAAUAUAAUUAUAUUAUUAUAUUAUAUUAUACUUUUAAUAACUCAUAAAACAGUAGACU